AUGGUCCCAAAUUCGCCUCAAGCCUCACACACCACCACAAUCCUCUUCUUCGCGCUCAUCCUAAUUGCAUUCUUCCCAGGGAUCUUCCACUAUAUCUGGACCUUCCCACUCAGCCUGAUCUUCUCUUCAUCUUCUACGCCAACAUAUAACAGCGGCGACCCGGCAGCAGACAUCAAGAUGGGCUCGUGGUACCAGAAACAGUUCACCCUCCCCAGCAAGUCGCGCGGCUCGUACCUUGUCACGGACCACGUCGUCAGCUCGCUGCCCGAGCUGAAGCAGUACAAGGUCGGCCUGCUGAACCUGUUCAUCCAGCACACGAGUGCGCUCAGCCUGAACGAGAACUGGGACGACGAUGUCCGCGCCGACAUGAGUGAUGCUCUGGACCGGAUAGCACCUGAGGCUGGCCCAAAGGGAGAGGAGCUAUACCGCCAUUCCGCUGAGGGCGCGGAUGAUAUGCCAGCUCACAUCAAGUCGGCACUAGUCGGCGCGUCAGUUACGAUACCGAUCCGAGAUGGGAAACUGGCCACGGGUACCUGGCAAGGGUAUCUCGAAUUUCGAGCAAUGAAGCACCAGAGACGUGUUGUCGCAACGAUUCAAGGAGAGAAGGCAUAG
Diaporthe citri is the source of this 612-nucleotide messenger RNA. RefSeq lists its product as uncharacterized. Bases 1 to 612 code for a protein of 203 amino acids. The record is from RefSeq and is a predicted model, not a curated record. The transcript is spliced from 3 exons. Lineage: Eukaryota; Fungi; Ascomycota; Sordariomycetes; Diaporthales; Diaporthaceae.